UUUCCCAAGUUUGUGCAUGUGAGGGAGUGGAGGAAAACUCAGAAGGAAGUGCCUUGGCCUCAACAACUCUUUUUUGGCUCCCAAAGCCUUUUUCUUCUGACCCGGCCGAGACUGUCACUCUAAGAGAAGACCCCCAAACUCAGAGAGAACCCCCACCGGCUGUCGGAGGCUGAAAGGGCCCUGGAAGUUUUUCUUGGUUCCUGUCUGUUCCAGCGGCCCCAGAGGCCCUGACACACCUCCAUGAAUCCCCGGAAGAAGGUGGACCUCAAACUCAUCAUCAUUGGAGCCCUGGGUGUAGGAAAGACUUCCCUCCUCCACCAAUAUGUGCACAAGACGUUUUAUGAGGACUACCAGACCACACUAGGGGCCAGCAUCCUCUCCAAGAUUAUUAUACUGGAUGACACAACUUUGAAGCUACAGAUCUGGGACACAGGCGGACAGGAGCGGUUCCGCUCCAUGGUGUCCACAUUCUACAAAGGCUCUGAUGGCUGCAUCCUGGCUUUUGAUGUCACCGACCUGGAAUCCUUUGAAGCUUUGGAAACCUGGAGGGGUGAUGUUCUGGCCAAAACCAUCCCAAUGGAGAAGUCCUACCCCAUGGUGGUGCUGGGGAACAAGAUCGAUCUGGCAGACCGGCAGGUGCCGCAGGAGGUAGCCCAAGGCUGGUGUAAAGAGAAGGAUAUUCCCUAUUUUGAAGUCAGUGCCAAGAAUGACAUCAAUGUGGUACAAGCCUUCGAGAUGCUGGCCAGUCGGGCUCUGUCGAGGUAUCGAAGCAUCUUGGAGAGUUACCUCACAGACUCCAUCAAGCUUUCACCAGAAGACCAGUCCAGGAGUCGAUGCUGCUGACCUUCCGGACUCCUGCUCUGUAGGCCUAAAGACAGAGCAUGCCUGGGGCCUGGUCAUCCCUGGUCAUCCCGGCCCCACCAGCCCCACCGCCUGCCCUGGCUCCACCCAGCACUCUAGGCUCUGCGGCCAGAGCCCUGAACCCCCUCGCAUCUGCACUGGGUUCAGACCUGGAGGGCAACCCUGCCACAGGCUGAGUUUAGUGACGACAGGGAGUCUGCAUGAAACCCAGAAUGUCACAGCCAAGUCCUGGAAGAGACACAAUUCUCUUGCUGUCUCCAGCUUUUCCUGCUACCUGCCCUCCCCAGACACACUCCUGCUCCAGGAGGCACAUCUCUGCAGACAAGCUGCUGUCUCUGGAGUCCUGUCAUAUUCUCCUGUGGCCUGGCCUUCCUCACCCCAUCCACCGCAUCCCCGCAAAGCCCCAGCACAGCUUUGGACAAGGGUGCCGCUCAGGCUCCCUCUGUAACUGGGACCAGGGAGUGAGGGUCUACCUCCACCCAUCAGCAGCUGUUCAGGCCCCGGACACCCCCGUCUGCCCCCUCCAGAGUGCAAGACAGAGGGAGCCCAGGAAAACCCACCAGGAACUGGCACAUUUCUCCCUGCUGGGGCUCAGGCUACCCCCAGAAAUCUCUCUGAGCCUCAGCUUGUUCGUCUGUCCAAUGGGGUGGCGUGUGCCCUGUCCACAUCAAAGUGCGGUUUUCAGGACCAGAAGCUCUAUUUAAAUCUCAGUUGCUCUUGUUGAGAUACAUUUACUAUUCUUUCAACAAGUAGUUUUGAGUAUCUACUAUGUACGAUGCCUUGAGGUCCAGUGACAAAUGUUACAAAGCCCUUGUUCUCCGGGACCGGACACUCUGAUGAGGGAGACAGGCAACAGACACAGAAUGUACGCAGAUAUUUGCAAAGAGCCAGUACGUGCUUGAACAAAGUGAAACAAGGUAAUGGGACAGAGAGGGACGGGGGUGGGUUUGGGUGCUAGUUCAGACAAAGUCAUCAAGGAGGGCUUCCCUGGGGAGGUGACAUUGGCCCGAAGGCUAAAGAAUGAGAAAGAUGCUGCCACCUGAACUCUGGACAAAGAGCAUUCUGAGGAGAUGGAGCAGCAGGGGCCAAGGCCCCAGGGCGAGGACCAGCUUGCUUUGUUACAGAAACAGUGAAAAGACAUUAAUUUAAAAGCUGCUGUGUCAGAGACAGGCAAAGGGGACCCCGCCCCCUGGAUGACUCCCUGAGUUUCUGCCAACUGGCCACCAGAGGGCAGCAGUGCUCCUUUCCCUCCAGGCCCGGCAGGCAGCACAAGUUCCUUGGGCACUUGAAGAACAGCGUUUUCCUGUGCUGAUGCUCAAAGCUGGCUCUCUGUCUCCGGGUAUUUUCAGCCCUUCGAGAUUUGUGGGGCAGGAGAAUCCCAAUUUCUUAAGCCUGGUGAGAGAUGGGCAAAAAGUGCAACAUCAAUGACUCAGGCCAGAAAUCUACGUCAGUGACAAAUACUGAGAGGGGCUGGGAGAAUUCAUGGUUCUCUGUCGCUGCAGACUCUAAGGUCAUAAGCUACUUUUUCUUCUGGUGACAGGCAGCGUAGACAGGGCCCAUUCUGAAGGGAGUGGGCAAGGUGGCCCCACAAGGUCUCCCAUGGCCACAUCCAUGCCCACCACAGACAUCUUCUGUCUACACAGACAUAUCCUUCCCUGAGCUCCAAGCAGAGCUGGGGAUGUUAGCCUAUCACUUCCAAGUGUCAUCCGACUCUGAAGAUGUGCAUAGAGGUAGGGGGGUGGCAGGUGGGGAGGUCAGCAAGAGAAUUUAGAGAACGCCUUCUCUCCACACAGCUGUGAAAUAAGAACUGCUCGUCCUGCGCAGCGGCAUGGGCCUAGCAUGGGAGCAGGUGGCCCGGAGCACACCUCUGUUUCUGUGUCCUUUGUGGGGGUGGCACUCUGCACAUCACACAGGCCCUCCUGGGACUCAGUCGGGCUGUGGAUUGGACAUGCGGUGUUUAUACAGCAGCUCAAGAACCACAAUUGACAUAGGGACCGUUCCAAAUGUGUGCAACAAAUAAUAAAUGUGUCUGUCUUUGUUUUAA
This is a messenger RNA of Vicugna pacos (alpaca), 2905 nucleotides long. It is a transcript of the gene RAB7B, whose product is annotated as RAB7B, member RAS oncogene family. Gene Ontology annotation, cellular component: phagocytic vesicle; late endosome; lysosome. Gene Ontology annotation, molecular function: GTPase activity; GTP binding. The record is from RefSeq and is a predicted model, not a curated record. NCBI's taxonomy places the organism in Eukaryota, Metazoa, Chordata, Mammalia, Artiodactyla, Camelidae. Gene Ontology annotation, biological process: endosome to lysosome transport; phagosome-lysosome fusion.